This is a messenger RNA of Papaver somniferum (opium poppy), 1071 nucleotides long. RefSeq lists its product as uncharacterized. The record is from RefSeq and is a predicted model, not a curated record. The transcript has 3 exons. The coding region runs from base 286 to 612 and encodes 108 amino acids. NCBI's taxonomy places the organism in Eukaryota, Viridiplantae, Streptophyta, Magnoliopsida, Ranunculales, Papaveraceae.
CUCCAAAAUCCAGACCAGAGUCACAAAACACAAGCAUCUUAAAAAUCCCCCUUUACAAUCAAACGUAAAAAGAACAUAAACUAGUGAAAAGGUCCACAACACUAAAGAAUCCCAUUUCGACCAAAUCAAAGCAGGAAAAAAAAAAACAAAACAGAGAAAACCCUAAUGUCAAUGUAUCACUGAAAUCAUCCUCGAAAAACAGACUGAUUUUGUUCAAUCAUUUGCUCGGAUGCUCGUUGUAACGAGCUGCAAUUGGUUACACGAUUAUUAUUAUUGUGUUUAAUUAUGUCGAGACCCAUGGUGCUUGUGUUUUUGUUGAUGAUACUUAUAAUCACAUCCCAAUUCGAAUGGAAACAACAACUUGUACCGGAGACUGAAGCAACUCCAAGUCUGGCUGAGAAGCAACAGCGCGUUUCGGAUAGGGAAGAAUAUGUUAAAGAAAAGAUCAUCUUAUCCCAAGAGAAGAGCAUUCAGAGGCUCAAUGAGCUUGUGAGAAAUCUUCGGAGGCAGUUGUUACAAUGCAAAGGGGAUAAUGAAACAGCCAACAGAACUGCCAAUUCAUUGACAGAAAAUAUAAAUGAACUUGAGCGGCAACAGAUUCUGGAAGAUUAAUCCUGAGAGUGCUGCAAAUUAAUUUGCUCGAGAGAUCUCCAGACUAUUAUCUCUCUAUCAACCUAUGUAGCUUCAGCCUUAGACACUGAUCGACUUCUUAACACGUACGCGAGAUGUCACAGUAAUAGAUCCCCAGCAGCUUCUUGUGAAAAAUCUACUUUAAUAGGCCACCCCUGCUUAAGUUGGAAAGCUUAACCCAUAAGUCUCAUGGUGACUUGAUAUGUGAUCUCAGAGGUUAAGGUAAAUGCAUGAGUGGUUCAAUCAAUCAGAUCUGUAAAUAAAUGGGAUCUCCUUAUUAGUUGAAUGAGAAUGUAUUUGCAUCAGGGUUGGUAUUUAUGAUACCUGCUAGAGAAUCACCUUCACACGUAUAUAGAGCAAUGGAAAUUUGAACUUGAUGUGUGGGAAAGUUAUAUUCAACAUAUUAUAAUUAAGUACUUCAUUUUGUGUUGGUAUAUGGAA